GGCCGGGCCGGGCCGAGGCAAGCCGGCUGCAUGGCGUUCCGGCAGGCCCUGAAGCUGGCGGCCUGCGGGCUGGCCGGGGGCUCGGCCGCCGUCAUCUUCUCGGCGGUGGCCGUGGGGAAGCCUCGCGGGGGCGGGGACGGCGGGGCGGAGCGGGCCGGAGGCGGCGGCGGCGGCGGCGGCGAUGGCGGCCCCCUCGGCGGGCCCGGCGGACUCGGCGUCUGGGACUCCAACUGGGACAAGCGAGAACCGAGAUCUCUGAUUAACCUGAGGAAAAGAAAUACAGAGACUGGAGAAGAGGAGCUGGCAUCCAAACUAGAGCACCAUAAAGCCAAGGCCACCAGGCACAUCUUUUUGAUUCGGCAUUCCCAAUAUAAUCUGGACGGUUGUCUUGAUAAAGACAGAACUCUGACGCCGCUGGGUCGUGAGCAAGCUGAACUAACCGGGCGCCGCCUGGCGACCUUGGGGCUGAAGUUUGACAAGAUCGUCCACUCCUCUAUGACCCGAGCUGCCGAGACCACGGACAUAAUCAGCAAGUACCUGCCCGGGGUGAGGAAAAUCAGCACUGACCUGCUGAGAGAAGGAGCACCUAUUGAACCAGACCCUCCCGUCUCUCAUUGGAAACCAGAAGCUGUGCAGUAUUACGAGGACGGGGCCCGAAUCGAGGCUGCUUUCCGGAACUACAUCCACAGGGCUGAUGCCAAGCAGGAGGAAGACAGCUACGAGAUCUUCAUCUGUCAUGCCAACGUGAUCCGUUACAUUGUGUGCAGAGCUUUACAGUUCCCUCCUGAAGGCUGGCUCCGGAUGUCCCUCAACAAUGGCAGUAUAACCCACCUGGUGAUCCAUCCUAACGGCAGAGUGGCCCUCAGGAUGCUGGGAGACACAGGAUUUAUGCCUCCUGACAAAAUCACCCGUACGUGAACGCGUAGCCACCAGGCCGCUUAGCGGUGCCUCCGAGUUCUGUAGCGGUGCCUGCCAGUCCAGAUCUCAUUCAUAAAAUCCUUGUUAAGUGUGGGCGAUGCUGACUUUCGAAAGAACUUCUCUCUUCCUCCGCUUCCCUCCCGCCACCCCUGCUGGUUGCUCUUCACUCCAGAAAAGAUGUCUUGCAGGAAAGGCCAGGUUUUUAGGUGCGGGCAUUUCGGUCCGACAAAAAACCUGGCACCUUUCUGACCAGUGAGAGAGAGGGCGUUUGUCAGGUGUUCCCACUUCACUGAAUUCUUCACCUGAUCCAGGCUGCAGCAAAAAUCCCUGUGACACCAAAGUGUAUUUAGGGUGAAAAGGGAUGAGGCUUUAGGGCUGACCGUGAGUACAAACUCCCAGUGGGUGGGGGUCCCCUUGAGGAUGUCACGCGGCGCAGGUUAUUUCAUGACGAUAGUUACAGGAUGAGCCUGUAGAAGUUUCAUUCUGCUUUUAUGUCAAGUCAUGACUUAUCUUCCCACCCAUUAUUAGAAAGAUGUGCAGCUAAUUUUUCUGACAUCUGGGAUAGAAACCCUGUUCUUUUAAGAGGCCUUCUACGGACUUUUUCUAGGUUUCCUCGGUGGUGGGAGCUCUUUCACAAGGAGAGCAGAACCACGUGGAGUAAAACGAUAGCCAAGGCAGUCGUUUCAUUGCUUUGCCCCCGUGUUUUCUAGCCUGAACUUAGGGCCUCAGAACAGAGUAAAGUGGCCGUUACCCUUAGUUCUCAGCUCGUGCCAGUUGUAAAAUAAUUUCUCCACGGCUUCGGCCUGCUCCUUCCUCUGUGCCUGUUUUUAUAUUUGCUGCUCUUUGUGGCCGGGGGCGGGUGGCGGGGAGGGUGUUCUUGAAACCCAGUGCCCAGAGGCUGGCGCUGGGCUUUUGGGAGUUGCCCGCUGGGGUGAAAUAGCCCACCUCAAUCUCCUCGCUUGCUCACGGGCCAUGAAUGAGUAAUGGCCUGGCCCGGUAAAGUAGCCAUAAAAGAGGGCGCCAUAGAACCCUAGCUUUGGGGCUCUUCUAGGGUAAGCCCAGACCGCCGAGUCAAGGGAAGAGCCUGUUUUUGAAACCAGCGGGUUUCCGACUCGGAAAAGUAGUCUCGCCCGAAACGGUGUGUAGGUGAUGUGGUAAUUAAGGGAGCUCUUUGGGCCCAAGCUGAGGACUCCUCAAAUCUAGGGUUGCCUUCCUCAAGAUGGGAUCCAGUGAGAAGCCUUACUACUAACCCGAAAUAAGAUCGUGAGACCAAUCCUGACUUGUCGCGCUUCUGUCGAUGGCUCCGAGAGUGGGGACCCGGCCACCGUUAACCCUCACGUGGGAGGCGUGUAGGUGGCGGAGGGAAGGGACGGCUACUGAACGUGUUCAUGACCAUUAAUGGCUUAAUUCAGGUAAAAGCACAGUGGUAAGAAAACUCGAGAACCUAAACUGGGAGAAGGAAGAGGCAUUUUGUGUUUGUGUGGUUCAGAAUCAAUGCAAGUACUGAAAAUAACUUAUCAAUUUGUGUAUCUACUUUUUUAAUGUUUGCAUAAUAAAUCGUUUUAUUUUAUGGG
Molecule: messenger RNA, 2492 nt
Organism: Ornithorhynchus anatinus (platypus)
Lineage: Eukaryota; Metazoa; Chordata; Mammalia; Monotremata; Ornithorhynchidae
Gene: PGAM5
Product: PGAM family member 5, mitochondrial serine/threonine protein phosphatase
Exons: 6
Coding region: 31-918 (295 amino acids)
Biological process (GO): positive regulation of mitochondrial fission
Cellular component (GO): mitochondrion
Source: RefSeq, a predicted model, not a curated record